This is a messenger RNA of Prorocentrum cordatum, 1565 nucleotides long. NCBI's taxonomy places the organism in Eukaryota, Dinophyceae, Prorocentrales, Prorocentraceae. The record is from the annotation of a GenBank genome assembly.
UUGGCACAGGUAGCGCGCGCUGGGGGCGGGGCGGGGCGCGCCCCCAAUCACGGGGAGGGCGGCCAGCCUGGAGGUGGCAGCGGCACCACCGCCGCCUCAAGCGCCAGCCCCAGCAGCAGCGCCCCCCCGGAGACACCGCGCCGCAGGCGCGCGCGUGCGCGAGGGCGCCCAUGCCAGCCGCGACUGCGGCUGCGCGGGGCCACCAGGCAACGCCUGCGCGGCGCUUCGCGCGGGUGGAGCCUGGCGGCAGCCUGGGAGAUGGCGAGCCCCUGGCCAGAGCCGCGCUGGACGCCAGGCGCCGCGGUUCGGCGCGUGGCGAGAUGUGGCUGGAGAGGACCGACCGGCCCACCUCGCAGGCUCAGCUGCGACAUGCCUGGCAUGGAGCCGCUGCGGGUUCUGUGCGCCGAGCGCUCCUGCUUGAAGCAGCGCGUCAGGGCAGAGGAGAGCGCGCCGCGAGGUUCGAGGGCUCCGUGACGUUGCGGUUGGAGGAGAUAGAGUUCCUGGGCCUCCAGGCCGCGUGCUGAGGGACGCCGCGAGGCUUCACAGGCCAUCGGGGCCGCGUUGGACGCCUUGGACGUCGCCGUCGACAUCGUCGUCGACGCUUGCAUGUUGGGGGCGCGCCCUGGGACUGCUGAGCCGAGGCACAGAAACCUGAGGGAAGCCGCACUUCAUGACAGUUUUCAUCAGUUGGCUUUCCCGGGUUGUUUUUGCUCUCGGCGUUGCCUGCGAGCUUGUGCAUAGAUUGUAGCCAGGCUGGACGACGUGGCGGUAAGUCGGGUGUGGCCGUAUAUGUUCUGCGACGCUUGGAAAUUAGGGUUUUUGUGUUUUACGUUGUUCUUCUUCCUCCCUCCCUCCUCUCCGUGCAUGUUUUAUUCAAUUGACCGCCUAUGGAGCCUAGUUGACUCCUCGGUCCACGCCGCAAUCGCGCGAUUCUUUCUGUGAGCGGCACUGUGGAAUACUGUCUGCACGGGGCCACUGUACUAUUGAUAUGUUUAUCUGGCCUGUUUAACAGGGGUCGCAGCAGGAGGACGAGGACGGGGAAUUGAGAUGUUGUCCGCGGACGGGGGAGCAUGCACGGACACGCCCUGCGCGCGGUGCGCGGUGUCUCCGUGCUCGUACCGCCCGACAUCUGGAUUCUUUUCAUUGUAGCAUCACGUCCAUCAUCAGUUCAAGCGGUGCUGGCAUAUGGGAAGAAUCCACUGCGCGCGUCGGCACUGGCCCGAGCGCGCCGUAGUCUGCAAGUGGUUUGGGGGACAGCUGCGAUAUCUCCUGCUCGCUUCGGCAGGUGUGCGGGAACAGGUCCCAGCACGAUGGCCAUGCGCUUCAGCGACGGCGAACACAUUGCCCAAGAAAUGCAAAACAUCCAGUCGCGCUCGCUUCCUGCCUCUUCUCAACAUCCUUGUUUCCUAUGUUUUUCCUCUUUCCUCUUCUUCGCUGCAUUCGCAAGCUUCAUCGGCAGGUCCUUCUCGGACGCCGCCUGCAAAAUCGGCACGGCCGCGCAGAGAUACGUGUUUUGUUGCGGCCUCCGCGCUGCGACGGCGAAAAUACGCCGCGCCAGGAUUGGG